AAAAGGGAAAUACAUUUUCGGCAAAACAAAACAAUUUUUCUGGUGUGCAAAUCAUCGAAAGAUCCGUUAAGAUCAUUUAAAAAGUGCAAAAAAAAUUGUGCUCGGAAAUUUCAAUACGAUAGAAAAAACGCCAAAUUAUUAUGUGAGAUGCUCAUUUUUUGCUAUGACAAAAUAAAUAUGUGACGAAAAAUCGAAUGAUAAGAAAGUGUGAAAGGGAUAUCGAAAACGAAAAAAUUGUGGUAGCCGGAUUUUCUGGAAAUUAAACUCAUUUGCGGAUGAAUUUAAAGUGAAAUGUUUACUAUUGUUGGAUUGAUCGAUUUUUUUGCGGAUCAUAAACAUAUGGCUCCCGAAUUAAGAUAAACCCGUGAUUGAAUAUCUAAAAUUGAGUAAAGGAAAUUGGAGAAAUUAGAGAGAGAAAAAAAUGAUCGCCGUUGUGACAAAAACAUUCACCGAAACGAUUGUGUGAAAAUUCUUGUUUUCUUAUUCGAUUUUUUUUUUCUCAUUUGAAUUGUGAACACGGAAAUUACAUCUUAGAGACUGUGAUGAAUGUUACCGACGUGAUGAACAGCGAGCAAAUCCGAUUUGCAAUAGAUAUUUUGGACACAUUAAACAUCACUAAUUGACUACCAAAUCGAAAAAAGUGACCGCGAAAAUAAGAGAUAUUUAUUGUACCGAAUACACUUUGUGAUCUUGAAAAAAAAAAUUAUACAUAUAUACAACAAACACACAUACAUCUAUGUGUAGUUUUAAAUGAUUUUUAUCAGUUAUAUGUGAUUUACUGUCAAUGAAAAAGCUGUGCAAUUUCCAAAACAUUCCGAAUUCUUUCUCUAUAAACACUGAACAUUUUCUUUGGAUACAUACAAUAUGAAAAGAUAUCUAAAUUACCGCAAGCGAUAAACAUUUAAAAAUCAUUUGUACGCCAGUUUAACCACCAACACAUAAAAUAUAAACGAGUGAAGCGAACGAGAGAAGAACAAAUAAGCACACAUAUUCGAAAGUGUGUAUGGUGUCAUCCGUGCAUUUGUUGAUAAAAAAAGCCAACGAGCAUAAACAACAACAGCAACAACAAUCGUAUCGUAUAAUAAAGCCGGCAAAAGUCAAAUGUAAAUGUCGAUGCAUCUUUGAUGAAAAAAGAGGGAGAACGAGAGAUUUUGGAGUUGAAACUAAGAGAAAGGAAACGGGAAUAAAUUGUGUGUGAAAAGCGAAGGUAUUUUUUACAAUAACAAACAAAACCAUUCAAAAAAUUAAUGCAAAUAAAGUGUUUUGCGAGUGCGUGAAACAACACAGUCGAUGUAAAAUAGUGUACAAAAAAGUGCAAGCGAACACAAAAAAAAACACAAUCGAAUGAUAAAUUGUAGUGAAGACGAAAAAAAAACAGUGUGCUAUUGUAGAAAAGGACAAAACAAUUAAGAAGUCAAGCUAGAACCUUGAAAAAUAGCGGGAAAAAGAAUUGAACGGCACAAAUUAUCACAAAGACGAAACGAAAUCAAAAACAGUGUAAAAAAUAGAAAGAGAGAAAGAGAAAGAGUAGAGUGGGAAAGUGAAGAGACAUUUUAGUGGAUGAUAGAAGAUUACGAAUAAUGACAGAACAGGAACAUUACAGUUUGCGGUGGAAUAAUCACCAACAUCAUAUAUUGCGUGCAUUUGAUGCUUUGUUACAAACAAAAUCAUUGGUCGAUGUGACAUUGGUGUGUGCCGAAACAAGUAUAUGCGCUCACAAAGUCGUUUUGUCUGCCUGUUCACCAUUUUUUCAAAAUGUUUUUGCCGAAAAUCCGUGCAAGCAUCCUGUGAUCGUUCUUAAAGAUUUUCCCGGUUGGGUGGUUCAGGCCGUUGUUGAUUUUAUGUAUCGCGGUGAAAUCAGUGUGCCGCAAAAACGUUUAGAAACAUUAAUUCAAGUGGGUGAAUCGUUGCAAAUUCGUGGUCUAGUCGAGCAUCGUGUUGCUGCUACAAAAGAUUUAUCUGGUUCAUUGAAUGAAUCGACCGAUGAUUAUUUGGAACCGCAACUAUCAAACGAUUCCAUUGAACCAAAUAAUUAUGAUGAUGAUGAUGCCACACCGACUAUGGUAAAAUCGGUAUCGCUUUCAACAAAUGCACAAAAUGGUAAAAAGCAUCCGCGUCUAUUGAAUUCGAAUUCAUUUAAUGACAUUUCGGCUGCUUCAAUUGCAAACACAACAAUAACACAAACAAGCCCAACGCUACCGAUAAACAACAACAACAACAGUAACAGUAACUGUAGCAGCAACAGUAUUAGCAACAAUAACAAUCAUCAAAUUCAUCAUCAGAAUCAGGCAAACGAAAACCGUGAUAUAGCUUGUACAUCACCAAUGCCACGACGAAAACAGGCACGUCCACGUCGUCGUUCUGGAGAAGGUGGUCCACAUGAUUAUUCAAGUAAAUCGACAUCACCAGUAGCAAUAUGCGCUCCCGACGACGAUGACGACGACAACAAUCCAACUGAAACGGAAACCAACAAAGAACGCAUCGAAAAUAAUAGCAACAGUCACAGCCACAUCAACAACAUCACCAAUACAAACACUAUCAGCAGCAGUAGUAGUUGCAAUGUCAACGAACAAAGGAAACAAUUGGUCAACAAAUGCAUUGAAUCGAUGACGGGCACGAAUCUAGACACAGACAAAGUGGUCGAUUGUACAGUGGCCGCCAUUGAGCAAUCCAUCAUUCGCGACAAAUUGAAUGCGAACGACGACGAUAUGACGGAUAAUGAGAUGGAUGACGAUGACGAUGAAGAUAAUGAUGCGACGGUACAUGAUAUGCGCGUCGUUGAUGACAUAGAACCAGAGGAUGAUCUCGAUGAAGGUGACGAUGAACAUGAUGAAAAAUUAUCGUUGGAAGGUCGUAAAUUGAGAAAGCGAACACAUCAAUUCUUUUGCGAAGAUGAUGGUGAUUCGAGUGCGCCCGAUGAUCAUGAUGAUGAUAUGGACGAUGCCGAUGGACCCGAAAAUUUAUGCAUCAAAAACACCAGAGAUUCAAAUACCGAAGGUGUUAGCAAUAACAACAACAACAAGGACAACAACUCUAGUAGUAAUAGCAACAGCAAUAAUAACAAUCGAAUAGGAUUAGCGCUCAAGGAUAUUCGACAUUUGAAUCGGCCACCAUCGCAUUGUCGACAACAAUUGUUCCCCGGAUUUCCGGUCCAUCAUCACAAUCAGAAAGGUGAACAUUUGGCAGCACAGUCGCGACAGGAACAAUUGCACAAACAUGAUCAACAACGUCAUUCGCAAUUGCAACAGGCGGCUGCGGCGGCGGUUGCAGCCGAAAAAGCCUUUAUGGAAUCACAAUCGGAAAAUAUGAAACGUGAAGCACUUGAAUCACGACUUGAAAAUGAAAGUGCAUACAUGGAUCAAAUGGAUUUAACAUUGGUUGCUGCUGCGGCCGCUGCAGCUCAUCAUCAUCAUAAUGCAGCCAGUAUGCAUCAUCCGAAUUCACGGCAUCAUGAAUUGGAAAAUAAUUUGCAUAAAGAAUUUACACCGAGCUCACCGAUGAGUCUGCAAUCACAUUUCAAUCCACGUGAGGGUCCACCGCAUCCUCCGUCACCAUUGCAAUUUCCUGGUAUGUCAUCAGCAUUGACAUUAACGCCACCGCAUCACAUGUUUGGUUUAGAUUCACCGUUAUCACUUUUUCCACCCGGCAUGGAUCCUGGCAAACUAUACAACCCGCUAAUGGAAAUGCCCGAUCCAAGAUCGAUGCAUCCACAUCCACAUGGUCCAUACUUGAAAAAGAAAAACAAGCUGAGCCGACCCAAAGGUCAACAUUCAGCGCCACGCGGUGGACCGCCACGUUCAUGGACAAAUGCUGAAUUGACCGAAGCAUUGCAUCACGUGUGGAAUAAGAAAAUGACCACGAGCCAAGCAUCGCGACUCUUUGGCAUACCGUACAAUUCAUUAUUGAUGUAUGUACGUGGUAAAUAUGGUAAAAGUUUGAAUUUGGAACAAUUACGGAAGGGCUGCAUCAGUGGUCCACCAAUUGAAUUGCUGACAAUGGGUCUUGGUGCGCACACAAAUAACAACGGUGCACCGUCAAAGAGUGGCCUCAGCUCAAGCCGAUCUAGUAAAGAGCUUAAAGAUUUGGAUGAAAAUCAAGGUGGUCGAGCAAGUGGUUCAAGUUCAAUGAAACGUAGCACACCAUCCGAACCUGAUUUAUUACCAAAUCCAAAUGCCAUGUUCAAUCCAUUUUCGCCUGGAUUUUAUCCUGACUUUGCGGCCGGCUUUCCAGGAUUACCGCUCAGCAUGUUGAAUUUAUUGCCACCAGAACGGCAUCCACCUUCGUUACACGGCAUGCAAAUCGACGAAGAUUGUAAAAGUGAUCGCUCAAAACAAUCGCUAGAAGAUGACUAUCCCAUACCACAACCAUUAGCGCUGAAUCGAGACGACAGGCGCGAGCUCAUACAGCAAAAUGGACAAGAUUAAAAACACUUGAAAUAGUUUUAACAAAAAACUUAGAUCGUAUUGAAGUGAACAACCACACGUUUAAUGUAGUUGAAGAAUUUGCGAUAUGAUGCAAUGUGCAUAUAAAUCACCAUCUUAGACCGAUGGCAUUUAAUUUUUUUUGCAUUUGCAUUUUAUACAAUUCAUUUUCACUUUUUAAACUUUUCUAAAACGAAAAACAAAAGCGAAACCUUUUGAGCAAAAUACACAACCACAAUUUUCUUUUUGUAAAUUCAAACUAAUUUACAAUACAAAUGUCACCAGAUGAACAAAUUAUAAAAACAAAAAAAAAAACCUAAUCACACGAUGAACAACCAAACGCUAUAAUAUUUAAGUGAACAAGAUAACAACAACAAUUUUUUUUUAAUUUAUAAACAAAGAAAACUAAAAAUUAACAAAAAAAAAAAAUGAACAAACACAAGAAAAAUAAGAAUUACUUAUAGGCUAAUGCAUAGUUAUAUACAUACAAUUAGUAUAUGUAUUUAGGCAAUAAGUAAGAGGUGUGUGGAAUUAAUUUAUCCAUAUAUAGGCAAUUCGUAGCUUAAACCAAUUUCAAAUUUAAAAAAGAAAGGAAAAAAACCGCUCAAGGAACAAACACCGUGUACAUUCCAAAAAACAAUAAUGAAAAUGUGUGGAAUGUGCUGUUCUUGUUUCGAACUUAUGUGAAAUGCUGGAGAGGUUUAAUAAACAUUUGUAACUCAAUUAAGGAUAAAUAUAUAUUUUUUGUUGUGGCUGAGGAAAAGUGGGGUUUACGACGCACAAGUUAUACUGAUUUGUAAAAAAAACACAACAGUAUUUAUUCCCCACAAAAUAUUUUUCACAAAAUACACGCAAAAUCUUCAAAUUA
Molecule: messenger RNA, 5289 nt
Organism: Contarinia nasturtii (swede midge)
Lineage: Eukaryota; Metazoa; Arthropoda; Insecta; Diptera; Cecidomyiidae
Gene: lov
Product: protein jim lovell
Exons: 8
Coding region: 1581-4424 (947 amino acids)
Biological process (GO): regulation of transcription by RNA polymerase II
Cellular component (GO): nucleus
Molecular function (GO): protein binding; DNA binding
Source: RefSeq, a predicted model, not a curated record